This is a messenger RNA of Pelobates fuscus (common spadefoot toad), 4472 nucleotides long. RefSeq names its product protein inhibitor of activated STAT 4 (gene PIAS4). The coding region runs from base 59 to 1570 and encodes 503 amino acids. Gene Ontology annotation, molecular function: zinc ion binding; SUMO ligase activity; transcription coregulator activity. The transcript has 11 exons. Gene Ontology annotation, cellular component: chromatin. The record is from RefSeq and is a predicted model, not a curated record. Lineage: Eukaryota; Metazoa; Chordata; Amphibia; Anura; Pelobatidae. Gene Ontology annotation, biological process: regulation of transcription by RNA polymerase II; protein sumoylation.
CGAUUGGCCCCGCAGCGCGCAGCCUGAUCACGUGGGGCAGCGUCGACCGGCGCGGGGGAUGCUGGAGGCCAAGAUGGCGGCCGAACUGGUGGAAGCGAAGAACAUGGUAAUGAGCUUCCGGGUAUCAGACCUGCAAAUGCUUUUGGGAUAUGUUGGCCGUAGUAAAAGUGGUUUGAAACAUGAGCUUGUGACACGGGCCUUGCAGCUUGUGCAGUUUGAUUGCAGCCCAGAAGUCUUUAAGAAAAUAAAAGAGCUCUACGAGACACGCUACGCUAAGAAAGGCCCUGAGACAGUCUCUGCUGCUCCUGCACAGCAUCCUGUUCAGAGUCGGUCUCCUGAAUCACUGCAAAUGCAUGCCUCCUAUGACCAUGGAUCUUCAGGCACAAGGACUUCACUCUCUCCUCCUAACAUGGACUACCCAUCUCUGUAUGGAAAACACGUUAAUGGCCUGUCUAGGGUACCACCCAAAGUCUUGACUAAACCUGAGGUGCGCCUAGCCAAGCUGCCUUUUUACGAUGUGGUGGAUGAACUUUUAAAACCAACAGAAUUAGUUGCCCAGAACAGUGAAAAAAUUCAAGACAGCCCUUGUGUGUUUGUCCUAUCUCCUAGGCAAGUGGACCUGAUAAAGAACUCAAGAGAUUUGCACCCUGGCAUCAAAUCUGUUCAAGUUGUCCUGAGGAUCUGUUACUCUGACGUAAGCUGCCCACAAGAGGAUCAGUACCCUCCCAACAUUGCAGUGAAGGUCAACCACAACUACUGCUCAGUGCCAGGCUACUAUCCCUCGAAUAAACCUGGUGUGGAACCCAAGAGACCUUGUCGUCCAAUUAAUCUCACUAACCUUAUGUACCUGUCGUCGGCCAGUAAUAGAGUUACUGUGACUUGGGGUAAUUAUGGAAAGAGUUACUCAGUGGGUCUGUACCUGGUAAGACAAAGGACUUCAGCUGAACUCUUGCAGAGGUUGAAAACUAUUGGUGUCAAACACCCUGAGAUAUGCAAGACUCAAGUCCGAGAGAAGUUGCGUCUGGACCCGGACAGUGAGAUAGCCACCACAGGAGUCAGAGUAUCCCUGAUAUGUCCGUUGGUGAAGAUGCGCUUGACUGUACCCUGCCGUGCAGAGACCUGUGCUCACCUCCAAUGCUUUGAUGCAGUCUUCUACCUGCAAAUGAAUGAAAAGAAACCAACAUGGAUGUGUCCAGUGUGCGACAAACCUGCCCAAUAUGACCAGCUUAUUAUAGAUGGGCUCCUAUCAAAGAUACUCAGUGAAUGCCGAGAUGCAGAUGAGAUAGAGUUCAUGGUGGAUGGAUCCUGGUGUCCUAUAAAAGCAGAAAAAGAGAGGAGCUGUAGCCCUGUCUGCCCUAUUCUGGAUUUGGGUUCUCCUGAAAUUACAGCAAAACUUCCCCCUCCAAGCAACCCAAUAUCCAAUGAGAAUGGAAAGCCUGGGCCAGAUGUAGUGGACCUAACACUUGAUAGCACUUCAUCUUCAUCAUCCUCUUCUGAAGAAGAGGAGGAAGAGGAAAGUCCUCCACAGAAGAGGCGAUGCUUUGAAAAAGGACUUCUGUCAGCCUGCUGAUGUCCUUCACCACCAAUUAGACUAAAAACCACACAUUGCAGGCAUAGACACAGGGUGGGGGUUGUGUCCCCAGUCCUAUGAAACCCUUUAUGAAUCACUACUUUCUCAAAGUCCCUUUCACCUAUUAAACCCAGUAAGAGGCAUAGAAAAUCACGUUCAGCUGGAAAUGGGUUAAAUAUUAAUCCAAUUAAUGUCCACUCUUUGAACCUUUUUUUUUUUUCCCCUUUUCUUUAAUUGCUAUUCUAAACUGAUUCUCGGGAGAGGGCUUGGAAUACAGACUCAAAAGGGAGAUGACCAUUCCAUGCAUCCUUUGUGACCAUCUCCUAUUCCUCCCUUCCGCCAGCUUGUACUAUUAGACAGCGUAUUCCCUUGUCUGCUUUGUGAUGUACUCUGGAGGGGUUGUAAUGAUAAACAAGAUAGUGUUUGCUCAUUAUAAGAGCUAUCGAAUGGUGUGAAUAUGUUGGUGGAGAAGAUGGACUUCAGAAGAGUAUUGAGCUAUAAAUCCUUAGAUCUAGGAUUGUGUCUGCAAUUGAGGAAGUAGAGAAGCAGUUUGUGUUUAGUUCUCCUGUUACAGAAAUGUAAGGGGAAACACGCUUUUAUUCAUUGUCCAUAGUGAUAUGCAAAAAGCGGGUGUGUUUAUAUUUUCUUGGGCAAUACCUGGGUGGAAGGGUCUACGCAAUGCUUUCAAUUCAACUACCUCUCUGCUAUUCAGGUUUUAUUUCUGUGUUAAGGGGAGAGGUUAUUGCUGCUCUACACACGUUCUCUUCCCUUUUUACAUCUUCCACUCGAAACGCCACCCUGCUGUCUAUAAUACAAAAUUUUGAACGCACCCACUAUUGUCUCAUUGUUCUCAAAAUUUUUCACUCAGAACCUUUUGUUCAACAUUUUGGGUGGAAAAUUAGUUCUGGAUGGGCACACUCCUACGACCCACAGUUUAGGGUAAAUGUUCUAAAAUGCCGUGCAGAGAUCUUACUGGUCAUUCCCAUUAUAGAGAAGCAGGGGGUGCACAGUAAAAAAAAUAUCCUGUUCUCAUGCUACUGUUCUGACUUUUUUUUUUGGUUGUUUUUUUUAUGUGCUACAAGGAAUCAUACAUAACCACCACACCUGGAAAAAAAAAACGGUUUUGUUUUGGGGUGUUGUUUUUUUUUGUUUUUUUUUAAAUUAAUUAAUAUAAUUGAAAUACCUUUUAUCUGGGCUACCACUUUAGAAUUGGGGAUUUAAAAAACACAGAAAAAAGGUCUCUCUUUAUAGAACCUGUAACUUGAUGGUUUUCAUUCCUUUGUUCCCAGAUUGUUUUGUUUUUUCCUUUUUGUAUGUCUUGUUUAUUGUGGUAAUAUAUUGCAGGAUAUGAUGCAGCUAGUUCAGGAUCCGCCUCAGCAUGAUAUCAUUGCCUUUCCUUUUACUUGUUUAACAGAAUUGCUUUUAAACCUUUCUGAGCAGUCUCCGGAUUCUGGAGCAGUUUUAUUUUUUUUAUUUUUUUUUUUUAAAUGGUAAUUUGUUUGCAAAAUCUUUUGAAACUUUUUUUUUUAUUUUAUUCCAUUAUCUCUGUACAUUCCCCCUGAAGAUAAGAGUAAAAAAAACACUCAUGAAGAUAGUGUUUGUUACAAUAAAAUUAUUUACAAUUACACAUGCUGUGUAAGUAUGUUCCCCAAAUAUGUUUAUCCAUGCAGAUAGAUAAUCCACACUAAACCUCGUUUGAAAUAUAACUUUUUAGAUUUGUACCUUAGUUUGGCAAGCUGCAUCUAAUGGGUAUAUAACUCAUCUUCCACCUCUAUCUUCUGCAAAUCCUGCACUGUGUAUACAAUUGGUUUUGUUGAAUGAAAGUAGAGCCUAAACAUAUAGUUGGGUUCUAUCAUUUAAAAUCUAGAUUGUUAUCCAAAUACUUUGCAUAGACCCCAUGGCACUUGACUACUGAAAAAUCUAACCACAACCUCAACAUAUAGCGCCCUAAACUUCUAGAAUGCUUGCAUUGUCCUGCUCAGUUUAACCCCCCCCCCCGUGUUUAUUUUAUAGUCCUUAAGUGGGGCUAACUGUAUCCUUUGUAAUUUGAAAGCAAUGCAUUGCCUUGCCAAGUCAAACUGUAUGGACUGCUGAGUUGCGUGGAUGUGACCUAUUGAAUAAUUGCAUCUGUUCAGCAGUUGUGAAAAAGUACAUAUAUCUUGCUGUUAAAAUGGAGUGAGAAGUAUUAAAAUAGAACAUUUAAUGUUAAAAAAAAAAAAAAAUGAUUAUGUAUAAAGAGCAUUUCUGGGAAAAGUUCUAAAAUGGAGCAUUUGGGUGGAAAAUUCAGUUUUUUUUUUUUUUGGUUUUUUUUAUGGUGAUUGCUCCACAUUUCAAUUUAGAAAAAUGUUUUGUCUUAAUUUUUUCUAUUUUUCCAUAACAUACUUUGUCUUCUUAAUCAAGGAUGUAGGUGACCAGACCAUUGUCUUCUCUCAUCUCGUAUUUAUCAUUGGAUUAAAUUACAUUCUAUCCCGUAUAACGUUAGCUCAUGGAUGUAAGGCUUUUCACAACCUUCCUAUUACAUCGAUGAAAAAGACUUCCAUUCUUUGACGUUUUCUACCAUUUCAUUGACCAUGCCUUGUCUCACAUUAAAGCUUUUGUGGCUCUUGCCUAGAGAAACAUGUUGCAUUUCUUCCUUAUAACUGUUAAUUCCUGGACAAUUCAUGCCCAUCUGUGCUUAGUCAUCAUCCCUCUUUGUAUCCUAGCAAAAAGAUAUAUAUAUUUUUUUGGUUGAAGCUCACCUGAUUUUACACUGAUCUUGAAGGAUGACUUCUUGGUAUUCAUCCAGCAUGUACGAUAAACUGCUCCCCUAAGAUAACCUUGCAUUGACCUUUAAUAUGCUUGUACAUAGUUGUUGCCUAUUCGGUGCCUCUUUUCUAGUGUAAAUAAACCCAGUUUGGCUAGA